Messenger RNA from Adineta ricciae, 267 nucleotides. The record is from the annotation of a GenBank genome assembly. Lineage: Eukaryota; Metazoa; Rotifera; Eurotatoria; Adinetida; Adinetidae.
AUGGCCAAAUACGUGCAAUCAACUCUCGCAAAAAACGAUUUCUUUGAUCUUUCAAAUCUACCAGAACAACGCCAUUGCGAAUCACUUACUACCAAGCGGUGUCUUCGUCAUUUUAAAUACUACAAUAUGGAUAUUAAACUGGAAGCAAAAUCAAAAACAGACAAAAUAUUUUUGACCAUUCAAAUAGAAGACACGUUUUUAAAACAGCAGAUUACCCUCGACAUUGACAACCCAGGUCGAACAAUCCCAUACUCGGAUCCAAUAUAG